ACCCCUGUCCGUCCCCUCUGGAGGGGACAGAUGCCUCUGGAGGGGCAUCUCCCCCCAGUGCGGGGCAGAGCAGCCCUUUCCAUCGGGGUUUUCGUGCUGUCGGUGUGAUUUCAUGGUGCCUGGGCUCGGUCACGGGGCUGUGAAGGGGGAUGUGGGGCACGGGCAGGGUGCGGUGCCCAGGCAGCUGCUGGGAGCAAGAUGCCAGUGACCAUUCAGAAAAUGAAGUGAAGAAAUCCAGCAUACCAUCAGUUGCUGAACCAUCAGAGGACCAGAGACCUAUAGUUGAAUUCCCACCAUCACUGAACGACUUCCCAGCAGUUGAGACAUUCUUGCCUGAACCCUCACAGUCUGGGGGUAAAACAUCUCAGGCUGGGCCAUCAGCACCUGUAGUCAAACCAACAUGUGAAAUAUCAGAGCAGCCAAUGGUGUAUGAAGACCCCUAUGAAGUCUCUGUUAAGUAUAUGGAGAAACAUAAUAUUCUGCAGAUAUUUCAGGAGAUCACAGAAAAACUGGUGUAUGAGAAGCCUGAUGACCCUUUGCAGUUCAUGUUGCUGCAGGUGCAGUCUAUGAUAAAUGCCCGGCAGGCAGAAAUGGAGGGAAUAUUGGAUGAGAGCAAAGAUAGAGAGGAGUUUCUGGAACAAGUCCUGUGCACUCCUUUUGGCCCCUACUGACCUUGCUAUUGUGAUGUUGCACAUGGCCUUUGCAGCAUCCUGCUUUUGCAACCAGUGGAAGUAACUUUGGAAAUGUCUGCUGGUAUCUCUGUUUCUUGAUUUUUCAUGUGCUUGCGCUUCUUCUUUAAUAUAAAUCCUGUAAUCUAGUGUCUUUAUGGACACACAAACUCAAAUCUGAAAGAGAGCAUGAACCUGCAUGCACAUAUGGCACAUUUUGAAAAGGCUGCUCUCCUGAAAUCUUGUAUGGUCUGUACAAAUCCACAACUCCCACAUGUAGGCCACCACUAGAUUCAACUUUUCUGUGCAGGGAAACCUCACAGCGCAGACGAUACAAGUGCAAAAGCAAGUAGAAUUAAAAAGCAGCCCUGGACAACCCACAGUCCUCAAUGUUUCAUGCUGCAUUGGUGGCUUACUGUCUCAAACUAUGCAGUAUCACCAAUGUCCAUCUAACACUUUGAAGUCCACACUGGGAGAGGCUCAGCCAGUAGUGCCUCAAAGCUCCUCUGCUGUCCCAAAGCUCCUCUGGCACAAGGAGCCAUCUCUUUGUUGCUUCCACACACUGUCAGCAGCUGUCUCACUCUUAACUAUCCCUGCUGGGUUCAGAUCACUCUGCUUUUUGGUGCUGCCCUGCCUGUAUCAUUGCAAGUACAGUGUGUGUUUUGAUUAAAAGAACAGUAAAGCAACAGUUGCCUACACGCUCUGUGGCUUCAGAAGGCACUGUCACUCGGGAAUGUGAGAGGUGAAUAAAACUAAACAAACCAAAGACAUGCACUGGUAGCACAGGAAAUUCAGAGUUAAGAUACACUUUGCAAACAUGUCAUUUGAACUGCUUUUAAUUCUCAAAACACUUGCAAUGCUCAUUUUCAUACUUUCCAAGUGUCUGUUUUCACCCUCCAAAGGACGUUUGUAUUUCUUGUCUCUUGUCUGAAGAUUAUUGAAAAUGUGCAAUAGACCAUACUGUUAUUUUGGCAUCAUUUCAUGUGUAUGUGCAGUAGGUGCCAGAAAGCUUUUUGUCACUACAGACUUUUCUCUUUUUUAGGCAAGUGCUCUAAUUUCAUGAUGGAUAGUAGCAUGUUCCCAAAUGUCUGUCUCUGGCUAUGAAGAGAGCACCACAGAAACUUAUCUUCCAUCUAUCUAUUUGCAGCUAAAAGUCUGAUGAUUAGGUUGUGUGAUACUCCACAGCAGACCCUGGGCCCAAAAAGUUUGGGAAUAACAGAGGCAAGUAUUUGGCAUACAAAUUCUGCAUCUGUGAAGAGAUGCCUUUCUAUCUAAGAUUCAAAAAAGAUGAGUUAACUCCUGUGUUUCCAGGUUAAAGGCAGGAAGCACCUCUGUCAUUCACAGAGCACACAGGUUUUCAAGGUACUAUGAUCCCAAAGAUAGCUAAAGAUUAGAUAGCUCUUCAUGGGUUUUGUAAGAGUUAUGAUGUGGUCUUAGGUGUCUAGGUCCCACUGAAGCACUGAAGUGCUUUUGAAAGCCCUGCUUAUUUUCAGCAACUAGAUGAAUUGGAUUGCUUUUCAGGCUUAUAUAGUUUUGAUCAAGAAUUUGCAAGGGAAGUGCUAAAGCACCUCUGUGAAACAGGAAAUGAGUGGAAGAUAAUCAACAUCAUGUGAAGAUACUGGCUGAGGCUUUCUGAUCUCUGUGCUCGCUUGUCAGCACAUUUUCCGAGAGACAGAGGGGUUGGCAUGUCUUUGAAUUUUAUUGUAGAACAGAAUUAAGGUACUUUUGGGUACAGCCAUAGCUGUGAAUUUCCUAGGUUUCUAUCAUUUGUAUUUUGUUAUUCUGUUUUACUUAUGAAAAACUUGUGAGUUGUGACGUUAUCAGGCUAUAGGUGUGUGCCCUCAACUUCGUGUCAGCAUCAAGAGUGUUAUGCAAGGAAAGUUCCUUAAUUUCUCUCAGACAAAUUGAAAAGAGCUGUAAAGUAUUCCUCCUAUAGGUGCUGGAAGUUUUGCAAGAAAGGCCCUACACAGUGUUCUUCAGCAAUCUCAGGGCCAAAAUUUUCCUUUUGUGUGUUGAAGACAAGGAGAAAAGUUAGAUUUAAAAUGGAAACAUUUAUUACAGCAUUAAUUCCAGAGUGACUGUCCCUUUUCCAUAAACUCUUUCCCAAACCUUUGGAUCCUUGUUUCUUCUUCAUAAGUGGACAUUUAUCACCAUGGCAUUAAACUGUCAUUAAAUUUCUUGCCUUGGGUGCUCUGAAGGAAUUAACAGUUCAUUGUGUGUAACCGAAACUAUUCCAUAUAAGUCCUUGUGGCAUGCUAGUCACUGUAUAUUUGAAUGCCCUCCAGUAGUGUGCUAAGCAACGUGACUAACAUCUGCUGUUUGUUUUCUCCUCUGCACAAGGGAGAAUGAACUGACGUACAUUCUUUUAAAAAGGGUGCUUUGUGUUGUGUUGUUUUUUUUUUACCCACACCUGCGCAUUGCUUUGUGUUUCCAAUGGCUAAGGGUAAGUCACAGAGUGGAAGGUGGGGAGGCUGGAAAUAGUUUGUUGUUCCCAAGGGUGCCUACUCUGUAGUUCAAGACGGACAGUGAGCAAGCACAGUAUUUUCACGGAUGAGAAUUGUUGUUGAUCCAUGAACUGAUGCAGAAGCAUGACGUCCAGUUUGGCUUACGAAUAGCAUGGUCUUGUGGUGCACAGAGCAUUUCUGUUGUGAAUCUUAGAUGCCAUGGGGCCAAUCAGAAAGAGAUUGUACUCACCUUGAGAUAGGUGUCAUGGUUCAAAAGGCCAGAUUCUUUUUCUGCCAUCUCUGUAUAUAACUUGAAAGAAC
Molecule: messenger RNA, 3433 nt
Organism: Cygnus olor (mute swan)
Lineage: Eukaryota; Metazoa; Chordata; Aves; Anseriformes; Anatidae
Gene: TEX55
Product: testis expressed 55
Exons: 4
Coding region: 150-671 (173 amino acids)
Source: RefSeq, a predicted model, not a curated record